AUGGCUAGAUACGGUGCUACCUCCACUAACCCAACCAAGUCCGCCAGUGCUCGUGGCUCCUACUUGCGUGUCUCUUUCAAGAACACCAGGGAGACUGCUCAAGCCGUUAACGGUUGGGAGUUGACCAAGGCUCAAAAAUACUUGGCUCAAGUUUUGGAACACCAAAGAGCUAUUCCAUUCAGAAGAUUCAACAAGUCUAUGGGUAGAACCUCUCAAGGUAAGGAAUUUGGUGUUACUAAGGCUAGAUGGCCAGUUAAGUCCGUUUUGCACGUUCAAAAUUUGGUUCAAAACGCUGCAGCUAACGCUGAAUCUAAGGGUUUGGACGCCACUAAAUUGUACAUCUCUCACAUCCAAGUUAACAAAUCCCCAAAGCAAAGAAGAAGAACUUACAGAGCUCACGGUAGAAUCAACAAGUACGAAUCUUCUCCAUGCCACAUUGAAUUGGUUCUUACUGAAAGGGGGGACGCCGUCUCCAAGGCUGCUGAAAAGAACGUCGCCAGAUUGUCUUCCAGACAAAGAGGUAGAAUCGCCGCUGAAAAGCGUAUCUCUGCUUAA
Molecule: messenger RNA, 555 nt
Organism: Zygosaccharomyces rouxii
Lineage: Eukaryota; Fungi; Ascomycota; Saccharomycetes; Saccharomycetales; Saccharomycetaceae
Product: 60S ribosomal protein uL22
Exons: 1
Coding region: 1-555 (184 amino acids)
Biological process (GO): cytoplasmic translation
Cellular component (GO): ribosome; cytosolic large ribosomal subunit
Molecular function (GO): structural constituent of ribosome
Source: RefSeq, a predicted model, not a curated record